Messenger RNA from Camellia sinensis, 456 nucleotides. The record is from RefSeq and is a predicted model, not a curated record. NCBI's taxonomy places the organism in Eukaryota, Viridiplantae, Streptophyta, Magnoliopsida, Ericales, Theaceae.
CGAAUACAGAGAGAGAGAGACACACACACACACAGAGCUGAGAAGAGAGUUUCCUUCGCUGCUGUGAUUAGGUUUUUCUACAGAAGACGAAAGACUCUUUUCGCAGUAGCAUUCAAUUCUCUCCCUGUUUUGAUUUUGAAAAAAAAAUGGCUCGUUCUCUCUCCAACGCUAAGCUUUUCUCUGCCUUCAUCGUCGAUAGAAUCUCCGUUUCUGCAAGCAGGCGAGGAUAUGCGGGGGCGUCGCAAGGUGUUGCUGUGAGUGGAAGUGGAGGAGCAAGGGAGGCGAUGGCGAAGAAAGGAGGUGAAGAGGUGACGAAGACAUCGUCGUGGGUUCCAGAUCCGGAGACAGGGUACUACAGGCCGGAGAAUCACGCAGACGAUAUAGAUGUGGCUGAGUUGCGUGAGAUGCUAUUGAAGAACAACAUCAGAAGACACUGAGAUGGAAAUCAAUCAUCCA